This is a messenger RNA of Glossina fuscipes, 1050 nucleotides long. RefSeq lists its product as uncharacterized. The record is from RefSeq and is a predicted model, not a curated record. The transcript has 2 exons. Lineage: Eukaryota; Metazoa; Arthropoda; Insecta; Diptera; Glossinidae. Bases 26 to 901 code for a protein of 291 amino acids.
UAAAAAUAAAAAAUAAAAUUUUAAAAUGAAAAUGAAAAUGAAAAUCGCAAGUUUUGUAACGUGUAUACUCGUCAUCUUAACUAACGUCGUCCUGGCUGAUCCCAUUAAGGAUAAUAAUGUAGAACAGACAACGACACCAACAACAGGUGCAUUCAGCGAAUGCCUGGAAGCCGAUUCAAUCUCGUGUCUGCAAUUAACGUUUUACCGGAAAGCAAAAUCGUUUUUCGAGAAACCGCAAAUUGAAAUUUUUGGCGGCAUUACUUUACUGCGAGACGGUGAGGGACGUCAGGCCAAGGCAAUUAACGAAAAUGCUUUAGCUGUGGAAACGGCGCCUACUGUGGAGGCGCGCACCAUUUCGAUGAGCAACUAUUUGAUGGAGAAUGUUAAAAAUUUCCUCUUUGAACGUUCGCUGAAUUUUAAUUUCAACAACGCUGCCCGGUCUGUGGCUCGAGCCAUACCUGACGAUAUUAAGGCUGAUUUUCGCGAACUGCUUGUCGAACCUCGUCUAAAAAAGAAGAAACUUUUGAAAAAGUUGUUGCCCAUCUUGAUGGGUGUCGGCGUUAAAUUCGUUGUACUAAUGAUUGGAGCUCUAUUCGGCUUGAUGUUCUUGGCGAAGAAGGCGCUUGUCGUGUCAGUGAUUGCGUUCUUUAUGGCUUUGGCCGCUGGAGCUAGCAGUGGUUUAGGUCAAAUUGGUUCCGGCGGAGGCGGCGGACUUCUGGGCGGUCUAAGUGGCCUAUUCGGAGGUAAAAAUUCGGGCGGCGGCAGUUCAGGUUGGAGUUCAGGAGCAUCGAGCGCUGGGUGGUCUUCGGGCGGUGGCAGCGGUUGGGACUCGCAUGGUGCUUACAGUGCUCCCGUCGCUCAAUCAUUGGCAUAUUCUGGCUACAAGCAAAGCAGACGAUAAACCAUCCGAUAACAACUGAUUUAAGUUAUUUAGGUUAAAACUCUAUACAACAAAAAAAAAAGGAUUCCCUUUCUAGACAUACGUACAAGAAAAAUUAUUGGAAAAUUACGCGCGGAGAAAUAACGAUAAGUCUUAGAAGAAACGAACCA